CUCUUUCAUUCCUGAUUCUCCCAAAACUUCUGUACUUUGGGGGCCAGGGGGUGUUUCACUCCUUGAGUUUCCUUUACUUAUCAACAGCUGCAGAGCACAAAUAACCUUUCCAAGACUCUGGAGGGACACUGACAAUUGCAUGGAGACAACGUAGAGAGUGCAGCCUGCAGCAGCUGCAGCGAGGCGGCCGGUCACUCAUGAGCACCCAAGGAGCAGAGCCAGAGAUGGAUGACUGCCUGGAGACCCUGAAAGAUGAGGAGGAGGCUUUGUGGGAGAAUGUGGAGUGCAACCGGCACAUGCUGAGCCGCUACAUCAACCCAGCCAAACUGACCCCCUACUUACGGCAGUGCAAAGUCAUUGAUGAGCAGGAUGAGGAUGAGGUGCUCAACUCACUCAUGCUGCCCUCCAAAAUUAACAGAGCAGGCCGACUGCUGGACAUCCUCCACACCAAGGGCCAGAGGGGCUACGUGGUGUUCUUAGAGAGCCUGGAGUUUUACUACCCUGAACUCUACAAACUGGUGACAGGGAAAGAGCCUACACGGAGAUUUUCCACUAUUGUUGUGGAGGAGGGACAUGAAGGCCUUACCCAUUUCCUAAUGAAUGAGAUCAUCAAGCUUCAGCAGCAGGUGAAGACAAAAGACGUGCAGCGCUGUGAGCUCCUAGCCAAAUCCCGCCAGCUGGAGGAUGAGAGAAAGCAGCUAAAGCUGAACAAGAUAGAGCUGCUGACCUUCCAGGAGAGAUACAACAAGAUGAAGGAGGAGAGGAAUAACUACAACGAUGAGCUGGUCAAGGUGAAAGAUGAGAACUACAAUCUGGCCAUGAGAUAUGCCCAGCUGAGUGACGAGAAGAGUAUGGCUGUGAUAAGGAGCCGGGACCUGCAGCUGGAGAUUGACCAGCUGAAGCAUCGCUUGAACAAGGUGGAAGAGGAGUGCAAGCUGGAGAGGAACCAGUCUUUGAAGCUGAAAAAUGAUAUUGAAAACCGACCCAAAAAGGAACAGGUUCUGGAGCUGGAGCGGGAAAAUGAGAUGAUGAAGACAAAAAUCCAGGAGUUACAGUCCAUCAUUCAGGCUGACAAGAGGGGUUUGCCAGAUUCAGACAAAGCCAUUUUGGAUAUUCUGGAACACGACCGUAAGGAGGCACUGGAGGAUCGUCAUGAGCUGGUCAACAAGAUCUUUAAUCUCCAAGAGGAGAUUCGUCAUGUGGAGGACUUGAGAGACAAGUAUCUUGAGGAGAAAGAAGAUUUGGAGUUAAAGUGCUCAACACUAGGAAAAGACUGUGAGAUGUACAAGCACCGUAUGAACACUGUGAUGAUACAGCUGGAAGAGGUGGAAAAGGAGCGGGACCAGGCGUUCCGCUCGCGCGACGAGGCUCAGACCCAGUACUCCCACUGCCUGAUUGAGAAGGAUAAAUACAGGAAGCAGAUCCGGGAGCUGGAGGAGAGGAACGACGAGCUCCGAAUCGAGGUGGUGCGUAAGGAAGCGUGCAUCGUCAACCUGGAGUGCAAACUCCGGCGCCUCUCCAAAGACAGCAACUUCCUCGACCAGGCCUUUGGGAAUUCUGGCCCAAAAGCCAACGGUCAGGAAGCUGAUGACUCCUCCACUUCUGAGGACUCUCCAGAAGACAACAAAUUCUUCUUGCCUGAUCAAGUUCGUCUCAAGAGAAGAGUGAACCUAAAGGGGAUCCAGAUAAGUCCAAGAGCUAAAUCCCCUGUCAGCAUGAACAAAACAUCAGACUUUCAAGCAGUCAGAGCACAGGAUGAAGAUGGGGCUGAGGGCAGCACCAGCCGCACGGACACAAGCUCCUCUGUGUCCAUCAGUAACUCCAUCAGCAGCUGUGAAGUCACCAAGAUUCAAACCCUGCGAAGUCGCAACGACAGCAUCAUGUCGACCACCCCGGAGCCUCCCGGGAACGAUUCCAUCGUGCGGCGCUGCAAAGAGGACACCCCUCACUGCAGCCUGGCUGAAGAGGACAAUGACAGCUUUGGAUGUGAUGCUUUAGAGCUGGAUGAUGACAGUCACGACAGGCAGUCACACGGAGCUCCUUCAGUGCACUCUUCCUCUUCUUCUCAUCAGUCAGAAGGCCUGGAUGCCUAUGAGCUUGAGCAUGUCAACUCCAUAUUUAGAAAGUUCUCACUGGAAAGACCCUUCCGUCCCUCUGUCACAUCCGUGGGCCGCAUCAGGAGCUCGUGUCACACGAUCCAGCGCGUGACACUCAACGGGGACAGCCUCAACUCCGAGAUCACCCUGCUUGGGGGCAAUGACAAAGGCAGCUUCGUCAGCUCUGUCAAGACAGGCUCCCCUGCAGAGAAAGCUGGCCUUCGGGAGGGACACCAGAUCCUCCUGUUGGAGGGCUGCAUUAAAGGGGAAAAUCAAAGUGUUCCUUUGGAUACUUGCACAAAGGAAGAAGUUCACUGGACAAUUCAGAGGUGCAGUGGUCCAGUAACACUCCAGUAUAAAUCAAAUCAUGAAGGGUACCGCAAGCUGCUGUCGGAGCUGGAGGAAGGGCUCAUCACCUCGGGGGACUCCUUUCACAUCCGCCUGAACCUGAACAUCUCCAGCCAGCUGGACUGCUGCUCCCUGUCAGUGAAAUGUGAUGAGAUCGUCCACAUUCUCGACACCAUGUACCAGGGCAGGUGUGAGUGGCUGUGUGCCAGGGUGGAUCCCUUCACUGACAGGGACCUGGAGAUGGGGACCAUUCCCAGCUACAGCAGAGCCCAGCAACUCCUUUUGGUGAAGCUGCAGCGGUUGAUGCACAGAGGAAGCAAAGAUGAGACAGAAAACUCCUACAACACCCUUCGGGCACUGCGGAAUACAUUGCAGCCAGAGGAGCCUGCCCUGCAGAACGACACAAAAACCAGCCCUCGCCUAUCCAGAGCAAGCUUUCUUUUGGGACAGAUUUUACAGUUUGUCAGUAGGUCUGAGAACAAAUACAAACGAAUGAACAGCAACGAGCGGGUCCGCAUUGUCACAGGCUGGCCCUCGGGCCUGGCACUGAGCUCAUCCGAAGGGAAAAAGCAGCUUCCUGAUAAACUGGAAGAUGUGGAUUCCGAGAGUGAAAUCGAUAAGAAGCUCAGUCUGAUCCCUUAUAGCUUGGUGAGACCCAUCCACUGCGAGCGCAGGCGCCCCGUGCUGUUCACCCCCACCAUGCUGGCCAAGCCCUUGGUGCAGAAGCUUCUCAACUCUGGAGGUGCCCUGGAAUUCAACAUAUGCAAGCCAGAUAUUGUAACAAAGGAAGAGUUCUUAAGGAAGCAAAGGACAGAGACAGUCAUCUUCAGCAGAGAGAAGAAUCUGAACACAUAUGAGUGUAUUGUACCUGCCAACAUCGAGGCUGUUGCUCUCAAGAACAAGCAUUGUCUCCUGGAAGCUGGAAUAAGCUGCACGAAGGAUUUAAUCAAAGCCAAGAUAUAUCCUAUUGUUCUCUUUAUAAGAGUCUCAGAGAAAAACAUCAAGAGGUUCAGGAAACUGCUGCCAAAGCCGGAGACUGAGGAUGAGUUUUUACGGAUGUGCCGCCUGAAGGAGAAAGAACUGGAAGCACUGCCUUGCCUUUAUGCCUCUGUGGAGUCAGAGGUGUGGAGCAGCAUUGAGGAUCUUAUCCGGACAAUAAAGGACAGGAUCGGGGAAGAGCAGCGGAAAACCGUCUGGAUAGAUGAAGAUCAGCUAUAAAAAGCCCCAAGUAACAAGGAGCUCUUUGGUGAGGAAAGGACAUACCCAGGUGGAGCAGGGGUUGACAGAAGUCUCUGGUUAGGUGCCCAGAGCUCACUCCUGUUUCACCCUUGCUGGCUGGGCACUUCCUGCUGGCAGGAUGCAUGUCUGGAACAGGACUGGAGCUGUGUUGAAGAGCCAGAGUCUCAGAUGCUGAGAUCCAGGCUGUGGGGCCACCACCACAAUUCCUGAUCCACUGGCAUUUCUUAAGGGACAGCACCUGUUUAACACAUGAGGACAAAGAUCUUGAGAGGGAGCUUGGGGUAAUUUAUUAUGUUCAAAAUAUGGAUCUCUUUUGUCUUAUUGAAAACUUCUGAUGAGACCAAAUAAGUGGAAUCUGAAAGGGAUAAGGCACGGGGACUGGGCUCCAGGAUGUGGAAUUGAGAUGUGCCCCACACCCCCUGAGGUGAGAUUCUGAACUUACCCAGUUGAGGAAGCUGAAGGCUGGCUGGGAGCAGCAGCAACACAACUGCUGAUGGCCAGAGCAGCUCUGUAGCCCUGUUUCUUCACAGUCAUUUUAAUCAAAAGAGAAGAAAAUAUCUAUUCCUCCUGGCAUUAACUAAAAUGAAAAUUUUCUCUUCCUUUUGAAACCCCGUUUUUAUUUAACAGUUUUGCAAGUUUCCUUUGUAGUCCUGGUGCUUACAGGAAACAGACUUCACUGUCCCAGUGGCACAUCAGAUCUUUCCAGAUCUGCCAGUGUUUCAUUUAGUUUAUCCCUGCCUCUGCAUCACAUUCAUCUGUACAUCUCUCAGUUUUUAACAUUUUUUUUUUACUCACGGAAAAUACCACAGUGCCUUCUUCGGACAACAGGUUUCUCUGUUUCUUCACUGAAAUAUUUCUCUACAACAUCAUUGCCUGCCAACAUGCCUGUUCUCUACAGGAGGGACUAUUCUUAGUAGGAAAGGAGAAUUUCAUAAGCCAGUAAUUGCUGUGAACCACUCAGUCCUUGACCUGUGUGCCAUGACUGAGAGCGAGGAGACCAGCGGGCACCACGCUGUGCUGUGGCCAAGUGGGAUAAUGCUUCCAGAAGUGUGUGUAGAGCUGUGGAGACCAUGUCCCGUUUUCAAAAGCACUUAAGUCCUCAGAGAGUUUAAGUUCCACUGCUCAUGAGUGUGACUUAGACUCCUAAAUCUCUUCAGUCUUUGAAAUCUUUCCUCUCGACAUUAGACGCUGUACUGAGAUUGCCAAAUUGAUCCAAUAAAACUGACCUGAAUAUAAUGACUCACGCAAUUGCUGAUCUGAAAUGCAAUAAAAAUUGACCUACAGAUGAAGAGUGGUCCAUCCCAUUGU
Pseudopodoces humilis (Tibetan ground-tit) is the source of this 4991-nucleotide messenger RNA. RefSeq names its product caspase recruitment domain family member 11 (gene CARD11). Gene Ontology annotation, molecular function: CARD domain binding. Gene Ontology annotation, biological process: positive regulation of canonical NF-kappaB signal transduction; regulation of apoptotic process. Gene Ontology annotation, cellular component: cytoplasm. The record is from RefSeq and is a predicted model, not a curated record. Lineage: Eukaryota; Metazoa; Chordata; Aves; Passeriformes; Paridae.